AUGGGUGAUCUGGCAGACAAGUUUGGAGAACUUGCCUGCCAGUUUGGAGAACUUGUCUGCCAGUUUGAAGAACUUGUCUGCCAGUUUCUGACACCAGUGUCUGGUGGACAAGUUCUCCAAACUUGUAUGCCAAUUUUGGAUAAUUUUCAGACCAGUUUGGAGAGCUUGUCUGCCAUUUUCUGGCACCAGUGUCUGGCAGACAUGUUUGGAGGAAAUGUGGAUUAUCUUAUUUCUUGGAUUCCGGAUGACAAAUGUCGCUUGAGUAUACGUCAUGGCGGCGCCUAUCAAAAUCUCACUGGGUCACCUAUUCACGCCAUCCGCCGCAGUUCUAGUCAGACGUCCUCCAGCUGCGGAGGUGAAGCUUACCUGAGUUCGAAUGCCAUGCAUAACGGUAUCGGCUUAGCGACCCCCAGAGGGUCCGGAACGAACGGUUAUGUUCAGCGGAAUAGCGCCUCAAUCCGACGUAUCGAGCGAACUGACUACAAGACGGAAGAUCAGCUGCAGCAGAUGGAGAAAAAGGCGAAUCGGGCGCCGAAUGUUGAGCUUAUUGACCACGAACGGAAGCGACAGCUUGAAGUUAAAGUUACAGAAUUUCAAGAUGAACUGGAAACCACUGAGUCGGACUUGGAUUUGAUCGAUAAAUUGGUGAACGAGUAUCGUCAAAAGCUCAUAGAGGAGUUCAAGUUGGAGGAACGUGUAUCCAACAUACACCCUACUCGGCAACCCCGUGGGUUGACUUGGAAUCCCAUUUCACGCGUGAGAUCUAGUCUCGGACCCCUCUGGCCCCCCUCUCCCGAGGGUUCCCCAGCCCCUGGUAUUUCAUCUUCCUCUGGAGAAGCGACUCAGUCGGGUCUUCCCAGCCACUGCCCAGCCCCGUCUGUGAAGCCACAAAAAUGCCGACGGGACAUCAGCGACUCUUUUGUCUUCCAGUAUCACAAACCGUAG
Notodromas monacha is the source of this 945-nucleotide messenger RNA. NCBI's taxonomy places the organism in Eukaryota, Metazoa, Arthropoda, Ostracoda, Podocopida, Cyprididae. The record is from the annotation of a GenBank genome assembly.